AAAAUAACCGCCGUUUCAGUCCUGUUGUGUUUUCUUCGCCAAAUCUCCUAAUUUUCAAUCAAAAAACUCGAAUAAAAAAUCCAAAAAUGGAACUUUUGGGCAUAGAAAAUCUGCCGGAACUGGUAAAAGAUGUUCCUGAAGAGCACAAACAGGAAGUUAUCGAUAAAUCUGUAAAAAUGUUGAGCCAUACCGCUUUCGGAGUAGCAUAUAAAUGGUCUCCGCAUGAUUUCGAAAUGGGAUGCGCGCUUGGAAGAGGCAAAUUCGGAAGAGUUUAUGUCGCACGAGAAAAAGAGACAAAAUUUAUGGUCGCCAUGAAGGUCAUGUUCAAGUCAGAACUGCAAAAAGGACGAGUAGAGCGUCAAGUUUUGCGGGAAAUUGAGAUUCAGUCUCGUUUAAAACAUCCCCACAUUUUGCGUAUGUACACUUGGUUUCAUGACGAGCGUCGCAUUUAUUUGGCCCUGGAACUCGCAUCCGAAGGCGAAUUAUAUAAACACUUGAAAAAUGCGCCAAAUGGGCGUUUCGACGAAUACCGAUCGGCACGUUACACCUACCAAGUAGCCGAUGCCUUGCACUAUUGCCAUCUCAAUAACGUCAUUCAUCGCGAUUUGAAGCCGGAAAAUAUCCUUUUGACGGCAGAGGACAAUAUAAAGUUGGCGGAUUUUGGAUGGUCGGCGCACACGCAAUCGAAUAAACGCACAACGAUGUGCGGCACGUUGGAUUAUUUGCCGCCCGAGAUGAUUGACGGCAAAAUUUACAACGAUUCUGUCGAUCAGUGGUGCUUGGGGAUCUUGUGUUACGAGUUUUUGGUGGGAAAUCCGCCAUUCGAGUCGGAAAAUGCGGAACAAACGUACGCUCGUAUUCGACAACUGGACAUGGUUUAUCCGAAACACAUCAGUGCCGGCGCCAAAAGUCUCAUUUCGAACCUCCUACGUAAAGAUAGCGGCAAGAGACUCACUCUGAUCGACGUCAUGCAACAUCCGUGGAUCAAGGAAAAGAUGGCUGAAGCUGCACGAUUGAAAUAA
Culicoides brevitarsis is the source of this 1022-nucleotide messenger RNA. RefSeq names its product aurora kinase B (gene aurB). Gene Ontology annotation, biological process: mitotic spindle organization; regulation of cytokinesis; protein phosphorylation. Gene Ontology annotation, cellular component: spindle midzone; kinetochore; chromosome passenger complex. The record is from RefSeq and is a predicted model, not a curated record. The transcript has 3 exons. Gene Ontology annotation, molecular function: ATP binding; protein kinase activity. The coding region runs from base 87 to 1022 and encodes 311 amino acids. NCBI's taxonomy places the organism in Eukaryota, Metazoa, Arthropoda, Insecta, Diptera, Ceratopogonidae.